AGCUCCGGUUAUUACUCAGGAUGUUGUGAUUGUGAAACUGUCAAGUUUAAUUUCAUAAAUUCUUAGUUUAAGCGAAGUAAAUUCUUUCCCAUUUUAUUGUUUUCCUGUUAGUGACAUAUUCAAGACAUACAAAAAAUGGAUGAUUCCCUGUUUCAGUUGCGGUUUACUACAAAACAAUUAGAAAGAUUGGCUUCAAAAGCUGAAAAAGAUCAAAAAAUUCAACAAUCUAAAGUCAGAAAGGCCUUACAACAGAAAAAUGUGGAAGGAGCUAAAAUAUAUGCUGAGAAUGCCAUUCGAAAGAAGAAUGAAGGUUUAAAUUUUUUACGUAUGGCUGCUCGUAUUGAUGCUGUUAGUUCUAAAGUGCAGACAGCAUUAACUAUGAAAAAUGUAACUAAAGAUAUAGCAAAUGUUAGUAAGGCACUGGAUAAAGCCAUGUCUUCCAUGGACCUAUCAAAGGUGGAACAAAUUAUGUCUAAAUUUGAGAAACAGUUUGAAGAUUUAGAUGUUAGAACCUCAGCAAUAGAAUCUGCUAUGGGAACUGCUACCACACUGAGUACACCACAGGAUCAGGUAGAAGCGUUGAUACAUCAAGUAGCAGAAGAGAAUGGUCUAGAAAUGAUUGAUCAAAUGAGUGAAUUAAAUCCUGCUACAGCCUCAUUACGACCAACUAAAGAACAGGGUGAAAGUAGUAAAGAAGAUGAUUUAUCUAGGAGGUUGCAAGCCUUACGGAACUGAUAAACCAAUGUUUUAUAUUGUGAUAUCAUCACUGUUCUGGUUUUGAAUAAUGAAAGGGGGAACUGUAGAAAAUGUAGUAAUAAUAUGCAUCUGUUUGUUGUCACCAUUUAAAUCACAUAGCAUCAUCAUGACCAUGUGAUAAACAUAUGUGUCUUGUAGUAUAAACAGUUGUAACCUGAUCAGUUAGAAUAAACACAAGUGGAUUAAAAACACUAAAAUCAGUCUGACAAAUGAUUAACCAAAUUGUUUUGUGUAUGACGGGGCCUUAGGAUUAUCAGACAAUUUUUAAAGAUGCAUUAUGUAAGAACUAAAUCUGUCUAUUGCAGGCUUCAAUGUUAUAUAAAUUAUUAUUUAGACAUUUAUUCACACGACAAGCCCAUUAUCAACUCUUUGGGUCAUCUGAUGGAUGGGAUAUUGAAUGGAAUAGAACACUCAUGACAUUUAAUAAUUUAACAUGUAUAUUAUCAUAGCAAUGACCAUCUAGACUAUGCUAUUCUUUCUUGUUCAAACAUCAAACAUUCAUAACUUUGCUCAAAAUAAAGUAAUUUGACUACAAUUUUCAAUAUAUUCAUUUUUCAUGAUCUUUUUUUAAAACUAUUAUAGCAAGACGCAUCAGCCCUCUAUCUUAAUCUUUCAUAAUUCAUCUUUAACUAUUGUUAUUGGGGGCCCAUAUUUCUUCCUAUCCAUCACAUGUAUUUGUAAUGCAUAUCUGGUUAUUUUGUCAUUAGCUGUUAUUUCACUAAAAUCAUCUUUUACAAACCUUGUUUUCAAUGGUAGUUGUGAUUACGUUUUCUAUUAUUUGUUAAUUAUUGUAUUUGUUUUAAUUUGUUAUAUGUAGGAUAAUGCUUUAGGUAUUUAUUGAGGAUGCUAAAAUUAGAGAAAUAAGUAUUACAAAUAACUGAGAAUGUCAUCCAUAAAUUAGUUCUGCUGAACCAGGUUUCCAUGAUUUUAAACCUUUUAUAAUCUCCCUAAACAUGUCUUAUUCAGCGUUUUCAGUUCUUUUAAACUUCAAAAUCCAAAACUUUGAAUACAGUAUAUUUUAAUAAUUCUAUAGCAAGUUACAUUGUCAUUUAAAUCAUUAUUAUUUGAUUUAUGUAAGUUGUUAAUUUCAUUUUAUUUCUUAAUAUCAAACCACAAUUUGUUUUGACUUUUUAAAAAACAGUUUCUGACUGUAUUUAUUCACAUCUUGUAAUAAUGAUAAAUUUGUGACAACAAAAUUAACAAAAGUCUGAAUUUUAUGCAAUGGUGUUUACUAGUAUCACACUAGAAUAUACUGUUUUUCAUGAAAUAUUACAGUUCCCCUGAAUUUGUAUAAUUUGUUAAAAAUGUAUAUAGAACCAUAUUUUAUAAUAUUACUAAUUGUUCACCAGUCAACUUCUAGAAAUAGGUAUUGUUCCUACAAAAAGAUCCAGAGAAGCUAAAGAAAUAAUUACAGCAUAAUUUAAAUACGAGUUAAGAUUACUGGUACUCUAAUUGAAUUGAAUCAUAUUACUGUUAAUAGUAAAAUAACUCAAACAGUAUUCUGAUGAAGGCACAGGAACUACACUAACAUUUUGAAGAAAUGAAAGUACCAGAAUAUGGCGAAUCCACAUUCUAAAUUAUAAUAUGAUGUGUGUGUGUAUAUAUAUAUAUAUAAUGUGUUCUAUCCAUAUACUACCCCAAACUCUAGGAUACAGAUACGUCUUUUUAUUAUUAUAUUGUUUGGUAUUAUUUGUAGACAUUUUUCAGUAACAUAUUACUUGUGACAAUUCAGUACUGAAUUCUUUAUCGCCUUACCUUAAAAUUUGUUCUGUAAGGCAUCUGUCCAUUUGAAAAUUUGAACAAAAAGUAAAAAUGUAAAUUAUUUGUGUAUAAAUCUGAUGAAAUCAAGUGAAGUAUAAAAUAAACUGUUUUUAUUAUC
This is a messenger RNA of Patella vulgata (common limpet), 2635 nucleotides long. RefSeq names its product charged multivesicular body protein 1a. The transcript has 8 exons. The record is from RefSeq and is a predicted model, not a curated record. Lineage: Eukaryota; Metazoa; Mollusca; Gastropoda; Patellidae. Gene Ontology annotation, biological process: protein transport; late endosome to vacuole transport; endosome transport via multivesicular body sorting pathway. Gene Ontology annotation, cellular component: ESCRT III complex; multivesicular body. The coding region runs from base 136 to 735 and encodes 199 amino acids.